AUGCCAAUGGAUCUAAGUCUCGAGAGAGAUUGUAUGAAAGGUUACCUUUAUAAGUGGACAAAUUACUUGAAGGGAUAUCAAAAAAGAUGGUUCGUAUUACAAAAUGGCUUGUUGUCGUAUUACAGGAAUCCAGCAGAGAUGGCUCAUACCUGUCGUGGAACUAUCAAACUUGCGGAUGCUACUGUUAAGAAAAUAGGGACGGUCUAUUUAGAAAUCUCGAAUAGCAGUGCACAAAAAUUUCAUAUAAAGGCUAACUCUGAGAGUGAGCAACUAGCAUGGUUGUCAGCCCUUUCUAAUUCUAAAACAACUGCAGUGGCUUUACGGAAGCAAGGUUAUGAUUCAGAUGCGUAUGCUGAUGGAUAUGAAGAUGAUGAUGAUUACAAGACAUCGUCCACCACUGACGAAAAUGGAAUUAGGUUUAUUAACGAUGCGCUUGUAAAACUUGAAGCCCAUGUGACUGAUCUUGAACGUUAUCAGUUGGCAAUGAAUCGAAAAGGUGAGGAACUUCGGCGUUCUGUCGGUGAUGUAGAGUCUGCUCGUGAUCCCACUGAAUUAUUGCAACGUUUUAACUUGGCUCGUGAACGUGCCACGGUUUUCAAGGUCGCUAGUAUGGCGAUGGUUAAUUCUUGUUCUGAAUUUACGCAUUUUACUCGUGGACAGUUUGCACGAUGGCAGCGUAUAUUCAAUAAUCAAAAUGAACAUUGUGCUUUACUUGAAAAAAUGAUUGAACAAUUAGCUAAACAGUUACGUCAGUUAGAAUGUUUAACAAGACAAAAUAAUCCACAAUCAACCUUAACACUUGGAUCAAGUGGCGGGACUGUCAGUUCGUCGCUGAAUAUCAAGUCUGUUUGCCGACCUCCUGGCCAGGCAGUUCGUGUACAGCACCUACCACAUACUGAGACACAUCCUCAUGAAGAAAACGUCACCGCUUCACUGGAUAUUGCUCAUAAUACUACAUCAACUGAUGUUAGUGAAGAAAAUUCAAACAUUUGCACUGACAAGUCUUUGAAAGCCUCAGCAAAGCCUAUCAGCUCAUUAGAAUCGUCCGCUCAUCAUUUUCCUCACACUAGGGCAUUUAUAGAACAACAUUCAUCGCAGCAUAAUGAAGAUACUUCUGAUGACGACUUUUAUGAUGCAGAGGAGGCUAAUUCUGAAUUCUCAAUAACUCUGCCUGAUCUUUCACCGAAUGAAUCGAAAAAUAAUGGGAACAAAGCCUCUAGAAAAACUUGCGGAAAUUUGGCUAGUAACAAAUCGAAUGAUAAUCAGACAGGCUUAAACAAUUCUCAAGAUGAAGACUCUAUAAUACCUGCUGGUUCUGAUAUUGCUGACGAAUAUGAAUCCGAUGUGGGUUUCACUGACGAUGAAGCAGAUGAAUAUACUGAUCAAAAUUCACAAUCGAAUCAAUUCGGAAAGCUACGUGAAGCACGUGUUAUACAACCUCGUAGUAGACAAUGUGGCAGUCGAGCUGGCACUUUAGUUUCAUCUGGUGAUUGUCGAAUGACACAGGACAUACCUACGACUGGGGAAUCUAAUAGUCGUGGUCAUUACCAAUCUGAUUCAGAACCGGAUGUAAUUAAAAAACGUCUACCUAUUGUUAGAAGACUUUCUAUACCUCCGAAACCUAAUAUAAGUUUGAAUUUAUGGAGUAUCAUGAAAAAUUGCAUUGGAAAAGAGCUGACAAAAAUCCCGAUGCCUGUCAAUUUCAGUGAACCUUUAUCAAUGCUUCAACGUCUAACAGAAGAUUUCGAGUAUUCCUCAUGCUUAGAUCAUGCAGCUGCUUGUCAAGACUCUUUGGAACAAAUGGCAUAUGUGGCUGCUUUUACUGUAUCCGCUUACGCUACAACUGCAGUGCGUACGAACAAACCAUUUAAUCCUAUAUUGGGUGAAACAUAUGAGUGUGACAGAACUGAUGAUUUCGGCUGGAGAUCGUUUGCUGAGCAGGUCAGUCAUCAUCCACCAGCAUGUGCUUUACAUUGUGAAAGCAAUGCUUGGUAUUGUUGGUUUGAUUUUUCUAUGACAACUAAAUUCCGUGGCAAAUACUUACAGAUUAAUCCAGUUGGUACAUGCCAUUUAGUAUUUCGUCGAACAGGUCAUCAUUAUACAUGGCAUAAAAUUCCACUGACUGUUCAUAAUAUCAUUGUCGGACGUUUAUGGAUUGAUAAUAGUGGUGAAAUGGAUAUCAUAAAUCAUAAUACAGGUGAAAAGUGUCAUCUCUCUUACAAACCUUAUUCAUAUUUUUCUAAUGAGAAACCACGUCGGGUUACAGGUGCUGUACUUGACAAGUCUGGUGAUGUACGGUAUGUUUUAAAUGGUACAUGGGAUGAUUCACUCGAGUAUGCACCUGUAGUUAGUACUAGGCAUUCACGCAAUGGAAAACCAGUAUUGGAAACUGGACCUGCACGUGUUCUGUGGCAAAGUAAUCCUUUACCACCUGAUGCAGAACGAAUGUAUUGUUUCACGCGUUUAGCAUUGCAGCUGAACGAACCUGAUGAGGAUGUAUGUCCUACUGACUCUCGUUUGCGUCCUGAUCAACGUCUUAUGGAAGCCGGUCGUUGGGACGAAGCUAACAGGGCAAAAGUAGAACUCGAAGAACUACAGCGCCAACGGAGACGCCAAAUGGCUGCCGAAUUAGCCGCCCAGUCACUUGCUUCUAGCAAACAGGAUGAAACGAGCGACACACACAGUAAAUCUGAAAGCUCCGUUUCUGAACAAUAUAACAGUCACUCAAGUCCGUCUGCUAGUAACUUUCUCGAUAUUGUUGAUAGCCAGCAUAAACCACUGUGGUUUACAAAAGAAUUCGAUCAACUUACAAACAAAGAAAUGUAUAUAUUUACUGGGAAAUACUGGGAGCACAAAUUAAUUCAUGAUUGGUCAAUGUGUCCGAAGAUCUACUAAUCUUCACAAGUGCAGAAAAAAGGGAUAUACAUAUUCGCCGUACUACUAUUUUUAAUUUUUUUUUCUUGCCAGCGAAUAACUGAACUAAUCGUUAGAUAUUAUUUGUUUCCGUGUUACAGACACGGAAUUAUUCUUAUACUCUUACAAUAGUUAUAAUAUAUUGAGUAUUACCAAUAUUCAAGGUUGGUAUACACACACUUAGAUUUGUAAUGGUGUUCGAAUAAUUCAAGAUCAUUUCUCAUCAGUGUCUGUAAUUUUUCCAGAAGUUACCCUUUUCCCCUGAUUUCUGUUAAUAAUCAUGAAAAGAAGUCAUAAAGUUUAAUCUGAUGUUUAUCAGUACUAACACUUUCCCAUAUGCGUAUACUGCAUUAGUAACUAUUUAGUGUGACUGUAGUUCACUUUUCUCACUUGACUCCGUCCAGUUGCAUCUGAUAGCUACUUACUUCUACUUAUUAGCAAACAAAAUUUUUCAGUCAAAUCCAAACGUUACUCUGAUUUCUUACAUCAGGUAUACAAACUAAAUCCUGCUAUUUGAUUCAUGGUUGUUUCUUUCUUCAUACAUUUUCUUGAUCAGUUAUUUACUUUUGUGAAGAAAAAGCAUCAUAUCUGUCUAUAUUUAGUCGGCAUGUUCAUUUCUAUUUUUCCACCUGUUCUUUAUUUGUGUAGCAUAAAUUCCUCCUAGUGUUUACAAAAGACACUCAUUUUGUGAUUAAAAUCUCU
Schistosoma margrebowiei is the source of this 3615-nucleotide messenger RNA. The record is from the annotation of a GenBank genome assembly. NCBI's taxonomy places the organism in Eukaryota, Metazoa, Platyhelminthes, Trematoda, Strigeidida, Schistosomatidae.